Molecule: messenger RNA, 738 nt
Organism: Beta vulgaris subsp. vulgaris (sugar beet)
Lineage: Eukaryota; Viridiplantae; Streptophyta; Magnoliopsida; Caryophyllales; Amaranthaceae
Exons: 3
Coding region: 202-729 (175 amino acids)
Source: RefSeq, a predicted model, not a curated record
UUGGUACUUGACUUUCAUGGAUUUUUGCCUUAAAAUAGGUUUACAACGUCAAUAACAAUCUGUAUCUAUCCUACUUUGCAAGGGUUGCUAUCUCGGACAAGUGUAGUAGGAGAAAAUGGGUGAUGAUGCAAGAGGCAGAGGAAAGAAUAAGAGAAUGUGGACAUCGAUAGAGAGAGUGCUCUAGUUGAUAUCCUUGUUGAUAUGCAACAUUCAAAUUGGAAGUGUGACACUGGCUACAAAACAGGUUAUCAAUCUCAUAUCGAGAAAAAAAUGCUUGAGAGAUUCCCUUACUGUGGUUUGAAAGGUAAGCCGCAUAUUGAAUCUAAGAUCAAGAUUUUGAAGAGGCAACUAGGGUAUAUCCUUGAAGCUCAAAAGCAAGCUUGCGGGUUUGGUUGGGAUGACGAGAUGAAAAUGAUUACCGGUGAAAAAGAGGUUUUCAUGGGUUGGGCUCAGGGUCGUGAUGGGGCUUCCGCUCUUUAUAUGAAGCCUUUUCCACUUUAUGAGAAGUUAUGUGAGAUUUAUGCCAAGGAUCGUGCAAGUGGGAGUAUGUGUAAGGGCCCUGGAGAUGAAGAAGGAGAUAUCAACAAUGAGGGUGACAAGCAAGGUGAUGGCUCGACUAGCUCUACAACUCAAGCAAUUGAACCUUCUAGUAGUAGAGGAGAUCGUAAAAGAAGAAGGGAAAUAGAAAAUGAGGAGCUUGGUGGAUGUCAAAAGCACUUGUUUCUCUAAUUGAUGUUG